UAUUACUUUAGAAAUAAAAAUAUUUAUUAUAAUUAUAAUGAAGUCAGUAUUAAUAAUAAGUGUAAUUUGUGUAAUUAGUUGUUGGGCAUUGCCAAGAGAGAAUUGUGAUGCAAAUAAUUGUAAAUUACCAGACUGCAGAUGCUAUGGACAAGAAAUUACUUUAGAUUUAAAUAAAAUACCACAGAUGGUACUCAUAUCUUCAGAUGAUGCAAUAACUCUAGAAAAUUACAAAAACUGGUAUGAUAAAUUAUAUUUUUCCCGAAAAAAUCCAAAUAAUUGUUCUAUUAGUGCAACAUUCUUCGUACCUCAUGAAUAUACUAAUUAUGAAAAAGUUCAUGCCUUAUACGCAAAAGGUUUUGAAAUUGCUGUAAAUUCUAUAACGAAAAACUAUAGUUCCGAAUACUGGGAAAAUGCAACAUCGGACCUAUUAACUCAAGAAUUCCAAGGACAAAAGAAAAUUUUAGCAAAAUUCGCGCAAGUUGCUGAGACUGAUAUUAGAGGGGUACGAACUCCAUUACUGCAAAUAAAUGGCGACAAAACAUUUACUGCAAUUGAAAACUCCGGUUUAACUUACGACAAUACUUGGACCACAGAAAAAUUAAAUGAAUGGCCCUAUACGUUAAAUUUUGAAUCAAAGCAAGAUUGUUUGGUUGGCAGCUGUCCAAAAGAAACUCAUAAAGGAAAAUGGGUAAUACCAGUAGUUGAUUGGCGUGAUGCAACUGAUUUACCUUGUGCUACGGUUCAAGGAUGUAUUAAUAAGCCAAAUGACAAUGAGAAUGAUAUAUUCAAUUGGUUCGUGAGCAAUUUCGACCGAACUUAUAAAAAAAAUAAAAUACCUUUUAACAUGAUCAUCAAUUCAGGAUUAUUUGCUCAAAAAAAUUUAGUCGCAGCAUAUAUCAAAUUUUUAGAUUAUCUGAAAACCUUAAAAGAUGUAUACAUCGUUAAUCAUUGGCAAGCAAUACAAUGGAUACAAAAUCCAAAAGAAAUAGGUAAUAAAGACUUAUUUCCAUGUAUUGCUGCAAAACCGCACAAUGAAAAAACAGCCAGAGUUUGUACAUUAGCUAAAGAUGACGAAAUGAGGUAUAUGACGGUUUAUAAUCAAGUAUGUCCAGCAAAAUACCCAUGGUUGAAUAAUCCGGAGGGAAAAUAAAUUUUACUUUU
Messenger RNA from Chrysoperla carnea, 1161 nucleotides. Its product is annotated as chitin deacetylase 8-like. The transcript is spliced from 5 exons. Bases 38 to 1150 code for a protein of 370 amino acids. The record is from RefSeq and is a predicted model, not a curated record. Lineage: Eukaryota; Metazoa; Arthropoda; Insecta; Neuroptera; Chrysopidae. Gene Ontology annotation, biological process: carbohydrate metabolic process.